Cyphellophora europaea CBS 101466 is the source of this 2436-nucleotide messenger RNA. RefSeq lists its product as uncharacterized. NCBI's taxonomy places the organism in Eukaryota, Fungi, Ascomycota, Eurotiomycetes, Chaetothyriales, Cyphellophoraceae. Gene Ontology annotation, molecular function: DNA binding; DNA-binding transcription factor activity, RNA polymerase II-specific; zinc ion binding. The record is from RefSeq and is a predicted model, not a curated record. The coding region runs from base 1 to 2436 and encodes 811 amino acids. The transcript is spliced from 2 exons. Gene Ontology annotation, biological process: DNA-templated transcription; regulation of DNA-templated transcription.
AUGCCCUCGACCCCGGCCACGGGCCCUUCUUCGGGCCACCCCGAUUAUCCCGAAGAUGCCAGUUUUGAGCCGAAUGGCGACGGCCGGGUCGAAAUGGCCCAGGACGACGUCGAUGCCAUCAUCCGCAACAAACGAAAGGUCCGCGAUCCCAAGGCCUGCUAUGCAUGCCAUCGCCGCAAGGUCAAGUGCAACCGCGAGUUGCCAUGUGAUAGUUGUGUGAAGAGAGACCAUCCAGAACUGUGCAGCUACGAGAGACCCACCAAGAAGCGCAGGAUUGCCAUGACGACUCAGUUCCCAAGAGAUGGCAGUGAAGGCACCGACGUCAAGGACCUCGGUCUGCAAAGUGGUCCUAAUGUCACAGUGCCCAAGGAACAGUGGGAGCGGGUCAAUAGGGAACUUCAAAGACUCAGAGAGCAGCUGAGUACUGGUGCUACUCAGGCCGAUGCCGACGCCGAAGCAGGGGCCAAGGAUGGUACGAUUGAGGACGGUCCUGCUGCCGCUGACGAGGGAGAAGGCAUUCAUGCACCCAGCAAUCAGAUGGGUACCAUGCACCUUGGCUCACGCUCUGUCCUGGCCUAUAUGAUGGGAUUGGGACGAGAUCAAUCAACACAGGACUCCGCAGUGUCGUUAUUGAAUGACAACAUCCUGCCAAAGCUGGGACUCGACAACGACAGUGUCACCUACCCAUUUGUGGAUCUCUGGAGCACCGACAACAGCAUCAAAGACAUUGAUGGUCUGUGCAGUGCAAUCCCUAGUGAUGAACUGUGCAAGCAAUUCUUCGCCACGUAUCGUGAUGUUGCUUGCACAAUGUACCCUGUCGUCCCCGAGUGCGAUACCUUCGAAGCCACUCUCAACUACAUGCUCGCUAAUCGAGCCAAAGCUGCCCGCGAAGCAACUCCCCUCGACCCGAACAGUCCUAUGGGGAUCUCUUUGGGCUACCUCGCCCUGGUCUUCGCGGUGCUGGUUUCUGGUGCGCAGUGCUCAAGUAUCAGUUCCAAAGAGCGAGAGCUCACGUCGCAGGUCUAUAUUUGCUGCUCGUACCAAGCCCUUCGCAUGGGUAACUUCCUCACCCACCCUAGCCUCGAGACCAUUCAAGCUCUGCUGGUCAUCACCAACGUCUUGUCCUACAACAUGAAUCCGGGUGUCGCAUAUAUCUUUCUUGGUCUUGUGGUUCGCAUGGCUUUCUCAAUGGGCCUGCAAAUCAACCAAAGCGGCUUCUCGGACCAUGAGAACUGGCUUCGCCGCAGGACUUGGUGGGCCAUCGCUUGGCAGGAUUCUCAUUUCUGUGUCAGCUACGACCGUCCGAGUGCUUCCUGCUUGUGCAGUCCGGAUAUCCCGUAUUCCCCCGGGAGUGCACCCGACGACCGCAACUACGCCGAGACGAUGUACAACGUUAUUCGACUUACCCAAGAGCUUGUUCGCGAGAGAACUUUGAAGCCAAAUAAACGCACUAGCUGGGUCCAGAUCCAGCGGUAUCGUGAUGAAGUCAUUGAAAUUAUUUCAGAUGCUACGCCUCACUUGCGUGAACGCACGGCGUGUGGGAAUGACACUUGCAAACAUAUCGAGCGUCUUGCCCUGAAGCUCCAUACUUCAUACAUGAUAGGCGAGCUCUGCCGGCCUGCUCUCAAGGAAGGGGGCGAUGAAACCACACCCACCACAACACCUGCUGGAUCACCAGGUUCUCAAGGUCAACGUCGUAAAGGUUCUCGUCCAGCGUCCAGGUCGCCUCCUGUCGAUCCCGAUCUGCCUCAACGGCUCCGACAAGAUUGCCUGCGUGGUCUCGAGGGAACCAUCACGGCCUACGUAGAACUUUCAGAGCUCAGCCAGUUUGCCGCACGCUCCUGGAUUGCGGUCCAACGCGUCAUCUCUGCCGCCUUCCUCCUCGGUACGCUGCCUGAAGCCAACCAAGAGCCUCGCAUCAUCAACGUCCUUCGCGAGUUGGAGAAGAGUAUCGCCGCCCGCAUAAGCGAGGACCCGGGAUUCGACGGUCUCCGUGCUGCCAAUUCGUCGUCGGCAGAACCAGCGCCAGAGUUGGAGAGUAUCUGGGCGCGCAGCGUGACUAAGAGCUUGCACGCGCUGCAAAACCUGAACGCCGCCCUCGCAAGCCACAAAGCCCAAUCAGCAAAGGUCGGUCAGGCGGCUAUGGGCGUGAGAGGCAUGUACAUGGACGGUGAAAGCAUGCGCAUGGCCACGGACGCCGGCGCGACCAUGCCAAGAUCUCGCCCACAUAUGCAACCCUCGUUCACCCCGUCAAGAUCAGGCAUAGCCACGCAGGGCAUCAAGCAGGAGGCCUACUCACCCACCGUGGGUGCUGCAAUCAUGAUGCCCCAUACCAUAGGAUCAACGAGCGUGGGAAAUAAUACGAACGGAGCAUGGGAUUACGGACGAUUAGGGGAGCGCGCUCAAGGGUAUAUUCAGCGGCCUGUCUGGCAGUAA